Molecule: messenger RNA, 3110 nt
Organism: Agelaius phoeniceus (red-winged blackbird)
Lineage: Eukaryota; Metazoa; Chordata; Aves; Passeriformes; Icteridae
Gene: OSBPL3
Product: oxysterol binding protein like 3
Cellular component (GO): plasma membrane; cytosol; perinuclear endoplasmic reticulum
Molecular function (GO): cholesterol binding
Source: RefSeq, a predicted model, not a curated record
AUCCUACCCACUCACUGAGCUUCCGUGGGGUACAGAUCAUGCCACUGGACUGCAUUUGGAUAAAGGAUGAGUUUGGUGUUUCAUUGAGGAGUCUUCCAACACAUUUUCCAAAUUACCUUUUAAUGGUGUUCUAAGUGAGCUUAUGUGACACAAAUAGUAUUGGAUCAUGAGUGAAGAAAAAAACUUUGGUGCAUCCCAGAAGAUGUUGUCUCCUUCAAGAAGUACUAGCAGCUGCUCCUCCAAGCAGGGAAGUCGACAGGACAGCUGGGAAAUUGUAGAAGGACUCCGGGGAGCAAUGAAUUGUACCCAGGAGCCACAGAAGCAGGAGGGCUGCUUGCUGAAAAAGAGGAAAUGGCCUCUGAAAGGCUGGCACAAGAGAUACUUCUUUUUGGACAGAGGGAUUUUGAAGUAUUCUAAAUGCCGAGCUGAUAUAGAGAGAGGAAAACUUCAUGGCUGUAUUGAUGUUGGACUUUCUGUCAUGUCUGUAAAGAAAUCAACAAAAUGUAUAGAUUUGGAUACAGAGGAGCAGAUAUACCACCUGAAGGUGAAGUCCCAGGAGCUGUUUGAUGAAUGGGUCGCAAAGCUUCGGCACCACAGAAUGUACCGCCAGAAUGAGAUCUCCAUGUUUCCUCACGACGCCAAUAACAUUUUCUUCCCCGUGUCUACUACCACGGACUCUGUCCCAGGUUUCUGUGAUUCUGCACCAAGUAGAAAGGCAGGCAGCUUGACCAAACAGAAUUCAACAUCAACUGGAGGUAAUUUGUCAUUUUCUUUUUCGAGUAAUGAAUCAAGGAUUUCAUCUUGGCUACAGUCUUCUGAAGACAUGGAAAAAUGUUCAAGAGACCUCUCCAACUGUCACACAUAUUUACUGGAAAUGAACCAGCUGUUACAGAGCAUGGAUGUUCUUCACAGGACAUAUUCAGCGCCUGCUAUAAAUGCUAUGCAGGUUGGACCUUUUGAAAGCCCAAAGAAGGAAAAGAGAACACACAGGAGGUGGCGAUCCAGAGUUGUUGGGAAAGAGGCUAAAGGAAUGUUACAGGUGCCUUCAGUAUUUUCUGCCCCUAUGAGACUGCAUGCUUCCAAUCCAAACUUAUCUACAAUAGAUUUUGUAGAGGAGAAAAAUUACUCUGAUGGCUCUGAAACAUCAUCAGAAUUUACUAAAAUGCAAGAGGACUUAUUUCACGUUGCACAUAAAGUUUACUUCACCUUGAGGUCAGCUUUCAGCACCAUAUCUGCAGAGAGAGAAAAGCUGAAGCAGAUGCUGGAGUACGAUGCAUCCUCAUCUCCAUCUGCACAAAUAGUGGGCUUGAAGAAUGCCUUAACAUCUGCAAUAGCACAAAACACAGAUCUUAAAGACCGGUUACGCAGAAUACAUGCCGAAUCUAAGAUCAUUGAUUCAGCAUCUAAUGCAAAAUCAAGCCCAGAUUUGGUGAAGGAAAAUUCAAGAGAGGAAGGCAGAGGUCUGGUUCACCAGGUCUCCAAUGAAAGCAGACUGUCUGUCGCUGACUCUCUCACAGAAUUCUUUGAUGCACAGGAAGUCCUGCUGUCUGCUAGUUCUUCAGAAAAUGAGGUAUCAGAUGAUGACUCAUAUGUAAGUGAUAUCAGUGAUAAUGUCUCAGAAGAUAACCUAAGCAAUGACAUGGAGAAUGAAAGACAAACUUUAGAUUGUAUUUCUGAAAGCGGAAUCGGCUGCAAUUCUAAACGGAGAACGUGUUUACCAGCUCCAUGCCCUAACACAAGUAACAUCAGCCUGUGGAAUAUCCUGAGGAAUAACAUAGGGAAGGAUCUCUCCAAAGUGGCCAUGCCUGUUGAGUUAAACGAGCCCCUGAACACGCUGCAGCGCCUCUGCGAGGAGCUGGAGUACAGCGAGCUCCUGGAUACAGCGGCGCACACGCCAAACCCCUUCGAGAGGAUGGUGUACAUAGCUGCCUUUGCAGUCUCUGCCUAUGCAUCCAGUUACUACCGAGCUGGAAGUAAGCCAUUUAAUCCUGUGCUUGGAGAAACCUAUGAAUGUAUCCGUGAAGAUAAGGGUUUCCAGUUCUUUGCAGAACAGGUCAGUCACCACCCACCUAUUUCUGCAUGCCAUGCUGAAUCUGUGAACUUUGCUUUUUGGCAAGAUGUCAGAUGGAAAAACAAAUUCUGGGGGAAGUCCAUGGAGAUUGUUCCAGUUGGCACAACACACGUAACUCUUCCAGCUUUUAAAGACCAUUUUGCAUGGAACAAGGUGACAUCCUGCAUCCAUAACAUCUUAAGUGGGCAAAGAUGGAUUGAACACUAUGGAGAGAUCAUCAUAAAAAAUCUCAAUGAUGACACGUGCCACUGCAAACUGACUUUCAUAAAGGCAAAGUAUUGGAGUCCAAAUGCACAUGAGAUUGAAGGCAGUGUCAUGGAUAAAUCUGGGAAAGUUGUGCAUCGACUCUUUGGGAAGUGGCAUGAAAGUUUAUACUGUGGGACAACUUCAUCUUCAAACUGCAUAUGGAGAGCAAACCCAAUGCCUAAAGAUUAUGAACAGUGGUAUGGAUUUACACAAUUUGCACUGGAGUUAAAUGAACUGGACCCACAAACUAGGUCAUUACUCCCAUCCACUGAUACACGUUUUAGGCCAGACCAAAGGUUUCUAGAAGAAGGGAAUAUUGAAGGGGCUGAAAUACAAAAGCAGAGGAUCGAGCAGCUACAACGAGAACGACGGAAGGUGCUAGAAGAAAACAAUCUAGAGCAUCAGCCUAGAUUUUUCAGGAAAUCCAGUGAUGACUCCUGGGUGAGCAAUGGAACCUACAUGGACCUUAGGAAAGAACCUGGUUUUUCCAAACUGGACAAUCCUGUCCUCUGGUGAAAGAGGAGCUAAGUGAAGACAUUCUGUGCUGUAUUCUUGGAUCUGAUUUAAAAGACAUAUAUAUAUUAAAAAUAACUAUAUAUCUAUAUAUACACACACACAUACAGAAUGUGUGUGGUGUGUGCAUAUGUGCAAAUGUGCAUAUCUCCAGAAUCAUGCUUAAUUUAGAAUCUGAGAAUUCAUUUGUUUCCUUUACUCAACUAUUGCAGUGAUUGUUUGAAUGUAUAAAUAUCCUAACUUCCUUUUAUAAAAUAUUUAAUAAAUAGUAAUGAAUGUU